CCGUAUUUUCUCGUCACCAUCAUCUCUUUUGAAUUUCCAUCCCUCUCACAAGAGCGCUUGUUCAACGCCAGCACGACAUGACGAUUCAUACGCUACCUCUCGACCCUACGCGUCGACCUCAAACGGCAUCGUCUCCGGUUCAUCAAGUCCCUCCAAACACUCCUGUCACGCCAACACCAGCAUCUCCCGGUCUAACCGCAGCCACCGCUCCCGCAGACCCAUCUCCCACCAUCCUUUCCCAUCCGAGACCCAUUUCCCCGCGAAGGACACAGCAUGCUACCCGCACGACCCAUUCGAAGCGUCGGUCAAAGUUCACGCACCCAUCGGACGCGGACGAUGAGUCAGACGUGGGGGGAACGGAUACCGAUUCAUCAGCUGAAAUCGAAUCGAAAAUUCUUCCUCCAAGUGCAUCUGACCUUCUCCCACAUAAUGGUAAAACCGAUACAUUGGCGCAAUAUGCCAACUUGCGCGCAUUUGUUUCCCUUGUUAUUACCCCGUUCUUCCAAGGAAUGUUUUAUGGUCUUGGAGAAGGGACUGCCAAGGUUAUGCUGGGGAGAUAUUUCGGGGUAGAUCCGUUGAUAGCACUUGGUGGAGGGCAACAGCAGGGUGAAAGAAAGCAAAGGAGAGGAUUGAGCUUGGCUGGACUGUUUGGUCGCGGUAAAAAGGAAACUAUCGUGGCGGCAUCAUUGGCCGAGCCAGAGUUGGCGUUUGUAGGGGGUUUGAAAACAUGGGCCAAAGAUGGCGAUGAUGAGGUAGAGUCUGCAUCGGUGAUGCCUGGGUUUCAGUCCUGGCUACGCGUUUCAACAUAUGCAGCCGACACUGGGUUGAGAGCACUCUCCAUGGAAGACCAUAAUGAUGCUGCCGUUAUUCUCAGAUGUGAGAAGCGGUAAAUACAAAAAUUAUUGUGAAUAUAACUCUUGUGUUGUGUUGCGUGGGACAGUGCAAUGCAAUAAAGCAUUUCGUA
Spizellomyces punctatus DAOM BR117 is the source of this 964-nucleotide messenger RNA. RefSeq lists its product as uncharacterized. NCBI's taxonomy places the organism in Eukaryota, Fungi, Chytridiomycota, Chytridiomycetes, Spizellomycetales, Spizellomycetaceae. The transcript has a single exon. The record is from RefSeq and is a predicted model, not a curated record. The coding region runs from base 78 to 890 and encodes 270 amino acids.